AGCGGCCCCAGAAGGUGAACUGGAAUGGCCAGGGCCGUUUUCACUGGCGAGUCCGGCGGCGCGCGGCGAACAGCUGGAGGCGGCGGUAACAAUCAGACGAGCCCGCCCUACCUCGACAGUCGGCUCUGUGUGACUUUUUGUGCGUGUAUGCGACUCUGUGAGAAGGGCAGGUGCGCGUGCGAGUCGUCGGAGGCCCCUCGAGUGCUAUGCCUGGUCUCGCCGCAGUUCUUUCCAGCUUGCUGCUGUUCUCACUAGCGGCCACAGGGAGCGCACAGGACUCCAAAGAGCCGUACCUGGGCAAGUUCAUCAACAAGUUCAAUUCGUACCACCACCAGGUCUCGGGCCAUGUGUACGCCGUCGACCAGUACACCAUCCUGAUCAAGGAUUUCUCAUACGAUGGAGAGGGCACCGACACAUUCUUCUGGGCCGGCUCGAACAACCGUCCGGGACCUCGCGGGUUUAUUCUGCCAGACGAGCACGACAGCACAAACGUCCUUCAGCGGUACCACAACAAUGACGUCACGCUCACACUGCCACAAGAUAAGAAACUGAGCGACAUCAAGUGGCUGGCUGUAUACGACCUCACCGUUCAGGACACAUUUGGAGAUGUGUACAUUCCGGAGGGUUUCGAAGCUCCGCAGCCACAAUCACUGACGAGUCUGAGUCGACGAGGUCACGGGGUCAGCUCCGGACAGAUCCGCAUUAUCGACUCCAAAACCAUCGAGGUCAAAGACUUCAGCUAUGACGGCACUGGUGGUGAGGUGUACUUCUGGGUGGGCGUCGGGCCCCAGCCCUCCUCCAAGGGAGUCAAGGUCCCCGACGAAUAUGGAUACGUGAACCCGCUGCGUCGUUACGACAAGGAGGACGUGUUGGUGACGCUGCCCGGAGAGAUGACCAUCUUCGACAUCAAGUGGCUGGCUGUGUGGAACGUGGACGAGAAGCAGGGCUACGGCUGGGCCAUCAUCCCGGACGGGCUCAACAUCCCGCCCUCGCUGGUUGAGAUUAUCCCGAUGAAGACCAAGUUCCCGAACUGCGAACAGCUGCACAAGGACCUGCAGAUCCGCUGGUCCACGCACGGCCCCUCAAUCACCAUGGAACUGGCUGCCCAGAUCGAGGAGGACGAGUACGUGGCCUUUGGCUUCAGCGGCUCCCAGACCAAGACCCAGAUGUUGGGCGGUGAUGCCGUGGUGGCCUACAUCAACGACUACCUAACCUUCACCGAGGACUAUACGCUGACGGCCCACUCGCCGUGCCUCAAGGUGCUGGACGUCUUCAAGGGAGUAUGUCCAGACGAGAAGGUGGGCGGCCUCAGCAACUUCCAGUUCACAUCGCGCUCCAGAGAGGACGGCAUCACUUCCUUCCAGUUCCGCAGGGACUUCGAUACGAGGGAUGAGGGAGAUAUUCUCGUCAGCGACACAGAGGGUGCCUACAUCAUCUGGGCCAUCGGAAAGCUGGAUAAGGACCUGAAGCCCACCUUCCACCGGCUCUACCCCAAACACAACAUCAAGAUCAACUUCAACAGGAAGCCGGAGGAGCUCAACUGCCAGGCCUUCACAUCUGUACAGCACCCCAAACGGAAGCCCUGGGGACCGUUCCACUUUUCGGAUAUCAACAUCCAGAAGAUCACGGCCCGGCUGGGACCCUCGGGCGGCAUGAGGGGAUUCACGGGAACGACAGGCCAGCUGUCCAGUAGCCUGGCCUGGUACCUACACGGGUAUCUGGUGCCCGAGAUCUACCUGAAGCGAGGUCAAACCUACAAGUUUCUGGUGGAAGGCGGGAAGAACCCGGCAGAUCCCGAGUUCUACCAUCCGUUUAUCAUCACAGAUGACCCGGUGGGCGGCUACGGCCAGCUGGACGAGGAGGCGCGCAGGGAGAUCCGCGUGCUCGCCGGCGUGGAGUUCACCAGACGGGGGAAACCCCAGCCCACUGCAGCGGGUCGGCUUUGCGUGUGGAAACACCAGGACACGGGCGACCGGCGGCUGGACGACGACUUCAGCGACUUCAAGCGGUUCCGCAACUCUCUGCGGCUGCACUGCGAGGGCGGCGAGGCGGCCGUACUCGAGGUGACGCCCAACAACACGUGGCCGGCCACCGUCUACUACCACAGCUACAGCCGGCCGCACAUGGGCUGGCAGCUGCACAUCGUCGAUGAGCUGCCCGUGCUGGUGGGCGCAGCGGCGCCGGGAGCGGCAGCAGCCGCCGCGCUCACCCUGGCCGCCCUCCUGGCUCUUGCCGUAGGAGCGUAGGGAGUGGAGGGGUAGACAUGUAGAUGGCUGUUGAUAUAGGAGGGAGGUAGAGACAAAAAGACGAAGGAGACAUGACGCUGGCGCUAAAUUAGUGCCUUUUGUAAAUACCACUCUGCGUUUCAAAGAAUGUUGAUUUGUUUUACGCUGGUGGCUUUCCUGGGAUGAAUCAUUAGGGAGUGUAAUGGAUCGCGAAAACCCGAUAAUGUGUUUUGAUAAAUUUAUGGUUUACAACGUCUUUUUAAGAUUCGCAAUCGCAAGGUAGUCGUUCGAUAUCAGACUUUGUGUCGAACUUCCGCUGUCUUUUUGUUUCUGACGGCCCGUGAGGACUGAUACACAAACACUGUUCCGAUCCUGUCUGGGAGGCGCAGACACCGUUCCGGUCCUGUCUGGGAGGCACAGACACCGUCCUGACGGCUGUCUGGGAACCAGGUCGAGCCCACGUUUCGAUUCGGUGCUGCGGUUGUGCGUUCCGGCCGAUCGCCAGGGACUCUUCUCGUUUGUGCGCGCUGAUCCGACGCGCCGACGCCGGUCUUCUGUGAUUGUUGAGUGCGCUGAACUCGUGGUCUUUGCGCUCAGCCUGUUUGGGGCGCAGCGGUGCGGCGCAGUGCGACACAGGGAGGUAACGCGACGGUGCGGCAGCUGGGUAAACGAGGCCGUUGCUAACCGUCACUUUUAUGGUUGUGUUAGAUGCUGAGCCACGAGAUUUUAUGGUUCGAAUGGGGCGCGGUCGUCUAUUUUAUUAGCUUUGAGUCGUAGGCAUGUAAGUCGUGAUUAAAUUUAAGAAGGCUCUUGACGGUUUGUCAACGAAUAGAUAUACAUUUUACAACAAAA
Amphibalanus amphitrite is the source of this 3077-nucleotide messenger RNA. RefSeq names its product protein Skeletor, isoforms B/C-like (gene knk). NCBI's taxonomy places the organism in Eukaryota, Metazoa, Arthropoda, Thecostraca, Balanomorpha, Balanidae. Bases 207 to 2246 code for a protein of 679 amino acids. The transcript has 15 exons. The record is from RefSeq and is a predicted model, not a curated record.